ACUUUGUGCGCACAUCUGAUACCCUUUUUAGAUAUAUUCAGUCUUUUUGACGUAGUUUUCGGUUUCAUUAUUUAUUUGUUAUGAAAUUUGGUGAAAGUCUCCAAUUGGCCCUAAUCUCUGAGUUCGCUGAAGAAUAUGUAGAUUAUCAAGGAAUAAAGCAAAGAAUACAAUUCGUGGCCUCUCUUCCCGAAAAUGAGAAAGAAGCAUAUUUGCAACGAGCUCCAGAUGGAUCUUGGCCUAAGGAUUCCCCAGACGAGAUGUUAGUUGCAAAUUUAGAAAAAGUAGUCAAUUUCUUCUCUACAAACAUAUCUCAGCUGAAUGCUUAUAUAAAUCGUCUCUCGAAUGAGGAUGAUCCGGAAUUAGCUCGUCAGUCUGGUUCUAUUAACGAACUUCAAGAGCGACAUGAGCAAAUAAAGGAUUUGGAUUUACGACUUCAGAAGCUUUCUUCUUUUGCUGAGUGGAAUAAGCUGGCAUUCGAAAAAUUGGCGGCUAGAAUGGACAAGCAUCUUGGUACUGACCGACAAACCACAUUUUAUGAACGGAAAGUUUCCAAACUCGAUUUUGCCAAUUCUGCAAAAAUUUAUGAAACGCUCCUUUCAUUGAAGAAGUUGGAUAGUUCGCAAAAAAGAAUAGACACUCUAAAAAAGCUAGAGCAUAUAUCUUCGAAACAUCCAAUAAAGAAAGAUUUGCUUACUUACAUACAGCAGGAUGACGUUAAAGAAGUGGCAGAGACUUGCAUAAAUGCUCCUGAAACUGUUUUGAUUGAUAUCCUUGCUGCCACUAUAGUAGCAGCAGCUAAAGCUUGCAUGAGAGAAGUCGUUGGAAGGAUGGGACUUCGAUCUGAAUGCCUCGCUUCUGCAUUACGUCGUGCGAUAAAUAAUCUAGAAGGACCUGACCAUGGCGUGCACUGCUUUUUAGAAGUUGUAAAGGAUAUAUGCUGUGUUGUGUAUCUAGAAAAAGACCAUCUUAAUUCUCUCUUAACAAGAAUCCUCGCUGUUGAGAGGAAUAGCAGGGGUCAAACUGUAAUGCACUCAGCUGCUCAAAGUGGCUACCAUAUGUUGUGUUAUGAAUUUUGUAAAAUUAUUUCGUCCAUCCCUUCGGCGGAACCUUUGAAUUGGAUGCGUCCUUAUUGGUUUGAUGUUAUGCAAGAUACCCCUUUAAGUUUAGCUAUUAGAGGAAACCAUGUAAAAGUGUUACAUGCCCUUUUAUCUUGUCAAGACAGGGGUACGCCUUCGACCAAGCCUGGCCCUAUACCUCCGUUGGUGUUGGUAUGCUUGGUAGGAGACAAUGCUGGAAUGAUUAAAGAACUUUUGGAUGCUGGUUUUAACAGUAAUGAGCAUGAUGCGAAGGGAAGCACUUGUUUGCACGCUGCCGUUCGAAAUCAUCGCUCAAAUUGUGUAGAAACACUGAUCAAACACGGCGUAAAUCAAAAUAUACGUGAGGCUCCUUUCUCUUGGACGCCGCUGAUGCUUGCUAGCGCUCUUGGAUUUUCAGACAUUAUUAAGAUCCUUGUGGAAGCUGGCUCACCAGUUGAUGCAGUCGAUGCUUCCGGUUGGACUGCAAUGGAGCACGCUGUCGUUCGUGGAAAUUUGGAAGCACUUGAUGUAUUGCAGACGUCCUUUGCUUUGAGCGAUGGUCCUGUAAAUCUUGAUUCUUUAUCCAUAAAACCCUCUGGAGCAGAGGUCAGAAGCCGAAAACGCGCCAUGGAACUUCAACCGUCUUCGUCUAUAGUGAUUUUGAGGUUAAGUGGCUUAACCGGCCGUAUACGUGUAACACUUGAAGGUGAAGGUACACAGUACCUCUCUGGUAAAACAUCGUCGUCUGCUGUUUCCUCUAAGUCAUCAACAACAGAUUUACUCUCAACUAGUCUUGCGACUAAUAUACAACCAUCUUCAGAGUCAUCUAAUUCGUCCUUGCUUCGUGAAAAGUCUGCGAGCUCCACUGUGGUCAUUGAUGUGCCCCGUUCUCAUUUUGAUAGUGUCGGUGAAGUAGAUUUUGAAGAUGUGGUUGAACCUGAUGAAACAAAUGACGAGUCUAUUUAUAUGCAUUAUGAUGCUGCUCAGGAAGUGAGUUUAAAAUCCACCGUUGCCUCUCCUCCUUAUGAAUUAAUCUUUAUAACUAAAGACGUUGACAAGACAACUGUUUGUAUUGAUGCCUUGGGCCAUCGAUCCCUGAAAGUGAUUGGUAGAGCUUAUGCUCAAUUGAGCGACUUUAUUCCAAACUUGGGUAAGGGUAUGCAAUCAUUGAAGCCACUACCGUCCCUUACUUUGUUAUCCAAUAAAGGGCUUAAACCUAUUGCUAAAAUACAUGUGGAUGCGCUUGUUUCGACUGUUCCGGAUGAAGAUAUCUUGAAGUUAGGUUCUGAGCGUGUUCAUGGAGCGUCUUCUUUAGAAGCCGUGUCGAAUUUUGAUAGAUCGACAUUGGAGGAUAAGGACGAAUUGUCUGCAACAUCGUCGAAAUCUCCUUCCGAAUCUGGAAAAGUAAGUAGCGUAGAGGUUAUUGGACAUCGAGGAUUAGGGAAAAAUCAACCUAAUAGUUUGACUUUGCAAUUGGGUGAAAACACAGUACAAUCUUUUAUCAAGGCUGCUGAUUUAGGUGCUUCAUACGUCGAGUUGGAUGUCCAACUUACGAAGGAUAUGAUUCCUGUGGUUUAUCAUGACUUCGCUGUAAAUGAAACAGGAACCGAUGCGCAAGUUCAUUCUUUAACUUUGGAGCAGUUUUUGUCAGUCUCACAUAGUCCUUCGGAUAAGCCGGCGGAAGACGUCCGUGAGUAUAGUCUUAAACGUCGCCCUCGUGCCUAUAGUUCUUCAGUAUCAAGAUCCUCAGAUACUCAACUGAAUUUAUUGAAUUUACUGAAUUCUCAAGAAGAUCCCGUGAGUGCGAAGCAAAAAGUUUAUAAAGGGAAUGCUUUGGGACAUAGCAUUUGUGCCCCGUUUAACACUUUGCGAGAUAUUCUAGAAAAGGUUCCUCAAUCGGUAGGAUUGAAUGUGGAGUUUAAGUAUCCAAUGCUAAGUGAAGCCGAGGAAGAGAAUCUGUUACCUGUUGCAUAUGAUUACAAUGCUUUCGUGGACACUAUUCUUUCCGUGAUACAAAAGUACGGAGGUCAUCGACGAUACAUUUUUUCUAGUUUUAAUCCAGAUAUUUGUAUUUUACUAUCACUUAAGUGCUCCGUACCGGUUCUAUUUUUAACCGAAGGUGGUACUGCUUUUCGCACUGAUGCCAGAGCAGCUUCCUUAAAGAAUGCUAUAAAAUUUGCUGCCCAAUGGAAUUUGCUUGGUAUUGUAAGUGCUUGUGAGCCUUUAAUUCAAAGUCCACGCUUGAUUAAAGCUGUGAAGCAAUUGAAACUGGCUUGCUACACGUACGGAGUCUUAAACAACAAUACUGACAACGUAAGACGUCAAGUUCGGUUCGGCGUUGAUGCUGUUAUUGUGGAUAAUGUGUUAGCCGUUAGAAAAGCACUCAAUGAAGGUGAGAGGUGAUAUGUUUAUGUGAUGUGAUAAUGUUGUUAGAAAUGAGAAAAUUAUGAGAAAACUAGCAAUGAAUUUAUUUAUUAAAUAGUAAAACUUCUGAAAAGAAAGAAAAAUCAAAUAAGAUGCAUAUUGGUAUUUAUGGAGCAUCAUCUGCACUUUUUCU
Molecule: messenger RNA, 3633 nt
Organism: Schizosaccharomyces cryophilus OY26
Lineage: Eukaryota; Fungi; Ascomycota; Schizosaccharomycetes; Schizosaccharomycetales; Schizosaccharomycetaceae
Product: glycerophosphoryl diester phosphodiesterase Gde1
Exons: 2
Coding region: 81-3479 (1132 amino acids)
Biological process (GO): glycerophospholipid catabolic process
Molecular function (GO): glycerophosphocholine phosphodiesterase activity; protein binding
Source: RefSeq, a predicted model, not a curated record